CAGGCACGCGACGCCCCAUUGCCCGCCAUGCCGCCUCGCAUAUCGCUGCCGGUGCGCCUGCGGGCGCCCACUGCCCCGCAAUGCUCGCCCGCUUCCGCCAUCCGCGCCUUCAGCACCACGCCCGCAAACAAUGCCAAGAACAAGCAAGCCAACAUGUCCCUCGCCGCGCGCCGCAAGCUGCACGACCCGUACCUCCGGGCCCAGGCUCGCGCUCGCAAGGCUGCCAAUCUCUCUCGCCGCGCCGUUCUGCAGGAAGAGCGCGCCCAUCUGCUCGGUGACCCCGUCAGAGGCAUUCCCACGCCGUUUGUCCAAAGCUUCGACACUCAGCUGCCUCAAACCCCCAAGGUCACCGACGCCAAGAUCUCCUCUACCACCACCACCGACCCCUCUCAGACCCCCGAAGGCCCAGAUGCCACCUCUGAGCGUUUCCUCAACCACUACCUCUCGCCGCAAGAAAUCAAAGAGUCGUUGGCGAUUUCGAACAAGUUGACCACGCCGGCUGAGCAGGGGGAGAUUAGCGAGCAGCUGCGGCUUCAGAAUGAAGCCUUCUCCAAGUCUCCCGAGACCAUCGCGCUUGAGCAGAGCAAUGCCGCAACCGCCAUCCAGCGCAUUGUCAGCCUGGCAAACGCCAACUCCAAGGACAAGACGCGCGCCAACAUUCAGCGGUGCAUUGAUAUGUUUGGCCGGCACAAGACGGACCUGAUAUUCCCUCCCCGGCCGACGGCGCAGACGACGCAGCAUGCCCCGCCGCCAGUUCCCGUCGAAGGCAGCGUGGUCGGGGCAGACGGCACCGCGCCGCUGAACCCCGAGGCUCUUACUCGCGCCGGCCCGGACACUGGCAGCAGCGAGGUCCAGAUUGGCAUCCUGACCGUCAAGAUCAAGGCGCUCGCCGACUAUCUCCAGCUCCGGGGCAAGAAGGACAAGGUCAAUAAGCGCAACUUGAGGUUGUUGGUGCACAGGCGGCAGAAGCUGCUGCGGUACGUGCAGAAGAAGGAGCGGGGUGGUCCUAGGUGGCAGCACCUUGUCGAGACGCUGGGUCUGACAGACGGCACGUGGAAGGGCGAAAUUUCUUUGUAAAGGGUGGAUAUGGGCGGUUACGUGUAAAAAUGGAAAAUGAAUCUUCACUAUCGGCGGGUGUACGCUCUAGAUCGCAAGAAAGCAUCAACAGUAGACGCAUUCUAUUAGCAGAAGAGGGCCGUUUUAGGCUUAUUUCCACGUUGGGGGAAGCUAUACAAUCAAGGUCUCAAGCUCGCCAAAGCUCCAUUUUAUCAUUUCGUCUGUGUAUCUCAGCAUUGUCUCUGCGACGUUGCCCAAGGUAAGGGAUAUCAAAUAGCACAAGUUAUCAGGUAAAUUCAAAUCCGGAAAAGUCGC
Messenger RNA from Aplosporella prunicola CBS 121167, 1371 nucleotides. RefSeq lists its product as uncharacterized. Gene Ontology annotation, biological process: translation. The record is from RefSeq and is a predicted model, not a curated record. Gene Ontology annotation, cellular component: ribosome. The transcript has 2 exons. NCBI's taxonomy places the organism in Eukaryota, Fungi, Ascomycota, Dothideomycetes, Botryosphaeriales, Aplosporellaceae. Bases 28 to 1077 code for a protein of 349 amino acids. Gene Ontology annotation, molecular function: structural constituent of ribosome.